This is a messenger RNA of Osmerus eperlanus (European smelt), 1156 nucleotides long. RefSeq names its product putative transmembrane protein 244. The transcript has 6 exons. Lineage: Eukaryota; Metazoa; Chordata; Actinopteri; Osmeriformes; Osmeridae. Bases 100 to 558 code for a protein of 152 amino acids. The record is from RefSeq and is a predicted model, not a curated record.
UAACGCUAGAUGGCGGUAUAAACUCGGCUGAUCUAUAGAAAUUGCUCGUCCAGACCAGUCUACAUUAAUUGCAACAAAACAUCAGAUGCAAACCAUGACAUGGCAUUCAAAGUCAAAGUGGCCGAUACAAGGACUGUGCUCGUGCACCUUCUCCUCUGCGUGCUCAUUUUCUACUCUCUCUAUUAUAUGAUCGCGAGCGUGUGCUUCGGUGCUUUCAGGUUGGAUCAUUUUGAUGGAUUGAUUCCGUUUGAUUUCAAGACAGAGCCCACAGACUCCAACUCCAAAUAUUUGGUGAACCUGCUGUCUAUGGAACUCACAUACUUCUGUAGUGGUUUGCUGUUUGCUGCUGUGGUGAGGAGAUGGGUCUGGGACUAUGCCCUCACUGUCACCCUACUGCACAUAUUACUCACCAGCUUGGUGAUGCUGGAGUUUCCCUUGGUGUGGCAAUGGUGGUUGGCCUUAGGUAGCAGCUUGUUUCUGAUGAUCUGCAACGGACAGCUCAUCGCUUACUUCGCCUGCCAGGGUGACCAGAGUUACCCCACCUUAAACAGCUACUGAGGCCAACACACACACACACACACUGUACUCACACACGCACACUGCACUCACUCACACACACACACACACACACACUGCACUCACACACACACUGCACUCACACACUGCACUCACACACACUGCACUCACACACACACACUCUGCACUCACACACACUGCACUCACACACACACACACACACACACUGCACUCACACACACACACACACACACACACUGCACUCACACACACACAUGUUGUUCACAUAAAUAGGGUUGAUAUGUAUGGAUAAAUCACAGGAAAAUGCUCUUGGUGCUUGUUGUCAUGUGUUUGUCCGUGUGUCCUGUGUGUAAUGUAAUGUCCUUUUCUACACAUGCAUUCUCUGAAUGUUAUAUAUCGGAUGCGAGUGGAUAAGAAAGAAUGUUAAAUGUCAAACUUUAUUAUGAAGAGUUUAUAAUGUACAUACAUUAAAUUGCUAUGCUAGCCUUGGUGACUAUCAUAUAUCAGUCUUUUGAGACACAUUCAUUAUGGGAUGUAGACUCCGGAACUUAUUACCAACAUUCUCACACCCACACAAGUGUCAGUCUGGCCUUAUUGAACAAAUUACACUGUGUAUAAA